GCAGCGGCGGCGGGCAUGCGCUCUCGCGCGGCGGAAGGCGCUCGGCGGAGCGCUUCCGGUGCGGGCAGCGGGCGGGAGGAGGAGGAGGAGGAGGAGGAGGCGGCGGUGAUGGCGGCCGGGCCCGGGCCGCGCAUCUGCGAGGGGGAGUGCGCCGUGCUGAAACGGGGGGACGUCUUCAAGGCGGUGGCCGUGCUGCGGAGGAGAAAAAUUAUUUUUGAAAAGCAGUGGUUCUACCUGGACAAUGCCAUCGGACAUAUUUAUGGGACUACGUUUGAAGUAACCAGUGGAGGAAACCUGCAGCCAAGGCGAGAGGUGGAAGAAACUACCACAGAAACAAAAGAAGCAGGUACAGAUAAUCGUAACAUAGUUGACGAUGGAAAGUCUCAAAAACUGACUCAUGAUGACAUAAAGGCUUUGAAGGACAAGGGUAUUAAAGGACAGGAAAUUGUUCAACAGUUAAUAGAGAACAGUACAACAUUCCGAGACAAAACAGAAUUUGCUCAAGAUAAAUACAUAAAGAAGAAGAAAAAAAAGUAUGAGGCUGUUAUUACAAUCGUAAAACCAUCCACUCGCAUUCUUUCAACAAUGUAUUACGCAAGGGAACCUGGAAAAAUUAACCAUUUGCGUUAUGACACUCUAGCCCAGAUGCUGACUUUAGGAAACAUCCGUGCUGGCAACAAAAUGAUUGUAAUGGAAACAUGUGCAGGCCUGGUGCUGGGCGCUGUGAUGGAGCGAAUGGGAGGCUAUGGAUCCAUUAUUCAGAUGUAUCCAGGAGGGGGACCUGUUAGAGCUGCCACCAGUUGUUUUGGGUUUCCAAAACUUUUUUUCAAUAAUCUUCAUGAAUUUCCUCUCAGCAAAGUGGACAGUCUUCUCUCUGGGACGUUUUCUACAGAGAUGCUACCUUCAGAAUUUGAAGAUAAUGCACUAGUGGAAGAAGAAAGCAAUGGACUGACUGAUGAGAAGCAGACUUCUAUACAGGAAACAGAAGAGGAAUCUAUUACUGCCACAGCUAUGGAGGUCAACCAAACAGAAGAGCAAGAAACAAUGGACAUUAAUGCUGAAGAUGUAGAAUUUAAAGAUAACAAAGAAAAAGAUAAUAAAGAAAAUGUUCGGGAAAAACAAAGAAAACAGUGGGAGAGAAGGAAAAAGCUAAUAGAAGCUGCUGCUCUCUUGAGAGAGAAGAACGCGGAUGGCUUAAUUGUAGCCAGCAAGUUUCAUCCCACUCCUUUAUUACUUUCUUUAUUGGAGUUUGUUGCUCCUUCAAGGCCUUUUGUUGUCUACUGCCAGUAUAAAGAGCCCUUAUUAGAGUGUUACACAAAACUGAGAGAAAGAGGCGGUGUUAUUAACCUAAAAUUGUCUGAAACCUGGCUACGAAACUACCAGGUCUUACCAGAUCGAAGCCAUCCAAAACUGACAAUGAGCGGAGGUGGAGGGUACCUUCUGUCUGGUAUAACUGUUGUGCUGGAUAAGGGCAAAUCUGAUUUCAGUAAUUUAGAAGCACUGAAGAUGGAAGAGCCAUCAUCUAAAAGAUGCAAAGUUCAAGACCUUCAGUGUUAACAUUUGAAGAAUUGAUUUGUUUUUUAGAUCUCAGGAGAUACAUGGUUAGUAAAAUAACAAAUACACUUUCUGUGCUCUUGACAGCACAGGAACAGUACCUGUCAUACAUCUGUCAGCAAAAAGCAGAAUUGUGCGGUAGGGAGAAUCGCCUCUCUCUCUACCAGUUUACAUGCUCAGAAUGAGAAGAAAAACCCGUGGAAGCAAGCCUGUGUCCAACACCACACUGAAAGCACUCUAACUUCAAAAAGACCUUCUGGUGUUCAGGAUGAGAAGUUAACACGGAGAUAAGACAAAGCAUCAGUGAAAGCACUCUUUUUGUUUGGUGCCAAAAGUGGAUAUGAUUAAAAAAGUUGAGUCCGAAUCAACCCACAUAAUUUAGCUUCCAUUUUCUCAGAACAGCACCAGGGUAAAUGUUCUGUGUAGUGGUCUCCUCCUUCUUCGGAUACUGAAACCUGCAAUGUUCAGUAAUCUAAGGAAGUGGAAUAAAUGGUAAAAAUCAUGCAUUUUUCUUUCCAAAGGAACAAUAGAAAGAGAAUACCAGAACUUUACAGCAUGACUCCACGUGUCCUGAAAUAAAUACGGGAGAAAGUGUACGUUCAUAAAUUAAAUACCAAAUAUUUAAACAGUG
Molecule: messenger RNA, 2185 nt
Organism: Cygnus atratus (black swan)
Lineage: Eukaryota; Metazoa; Chordata; Aves; Anseriformes; Anatidae
Gene: TRMT6
Product: tRNA methyltransferase 6 non-catalytic subunit
Exons: 11
Coding region: 16-1557 (513 amino acids)
Biological process (GO): tRNA methylation
Cellular component (GO): nucleus; tRNA (m1A) methyltransferase complex
Source: RefSeq, a predicted model, not a curated record